UUUUGACAGAUCCACUUCGGCCGUCGUUGCGUUGCGUGGUUUGUGCGUACUCGUGCGCAACGCAAGCUAGCAUAUUGCAAAAAACAUAUUAAUUCUAGGAAAACCCGCAUUAAACGGUUGUGUGUAGUGAAAAAAACUGGAUUGAAAACAUUGGAGUGCAGUGAAUGUGUUUUUGGAUGAACAAAUUGUCUAUACGCAGAAUGAUAUUAAGCUAGAACCAAGAUGGGCACAGCAACAAUGUUAAACACGAAACCUCCAAUGGAGAAGGAGAAGAAACCGAACCUGUUCAAACUUGUCCGAACACUCUUCCAAAAGAAAACACAGAAACCCGAAGAAAAACAUGAAGAAAAACCAACACAACAACCAAAAACACUCAAAGUCACCCCCGUCGCAACUCUCCUUGAAGAAUUCCAAAAAAUAAACAUAAAAGAUGAAGAUGACCAAAAUGAUGAACAUAAAAACGAAUUGAAUAAAUUCUCAUACAGAGAAAGGAAAGAUAGCGAAGAUGAUAAAGAAUACGAAAAGAUCGAACCUCGCAAUGACAGAUUCGGUUCUCAUUCCUCACAAGACAGCGGAUAUUCUGAACAGGAUGAAAAUGCAAAAGAAAACCAAGAUGAAAAAGACCAAGAUGUGGUCAAGAAGAUGAAAGAGUUAAAGAUAGGGAAGAAGAAAUUACAAACGGUUUUCUUGCCGCGGGCACCGAUGAAGACGACCAGGGAGGUGCCUGUGAUGCAUCCGUAUAGCAGAGACGUGGAGAAGUACAAAGAGGUGGUAAACACAAACACGUUCUCCGGUGGCCAAGUCUUCGUCAAACCCAACACAGAAAUCGCAGAAAUCUCCCGAGCCAUCUCCACCAUCGAGACCAACGUCCAAAACUUCCCUCUCAACAACGACCAGCAAGACUUCCUUCUAGAAACCGGCUUAGACUUCGUCACACAAGAAACAAGUCCGCGAAAAGAAUCCGAACUCCCUGAAGAAAUCCAUUUCUGCAUCGACGAACUAAACAUGCUUAACGACACGCUAGCCUUCAGAGAAUACACUGACAUCUCUAAUACCAUUCUCAAUUUCGAUUUAGAGAACUAUCAGAUGACCAAUCAGGAACCUCAAGCUCAUACUUUCCCUACUCCCCCUUACUCAGAGAAUGCAUUAAGCCCUCUAUCUCUAAACUUAGGCUCCCCACCUGUAACAUCUCCUGCAUAUUCAUCAUCUCCUGGUAGAUCGCCGAACUACAGCGACUUAGAACGCUACCAAGAAAUUUCCGAAGCGUACCAAGAGCUCCCGAAUUUCGAAGGCAUAGAGAAACCUGUAUUGGAGAAGAAAAAGUCGAAUCCGACUUCAAUAAUGUCGAUGAAGCAGUAUAAAGAUCUUCAGAAGGAGUUGUCGGCUGGCUUCUCGAAGUUUGAGUGCUGCGUGAUGAGUCGGAAGGCGUGUAAGGAGAUUUUUGAGGAGCACGCGAAGAAGUUGAAGGUCGAGGAGAGAAAAGGGCUGUGUGUGAAGCUGGCGCGAUUGGACACACAGACGGCGUACGGAGUCCUCCAACAAGUGCUGCCAAGUCUGUCAGCAGACGGCAAGCAGGAAGACUUGCAGUGCGUAGUGUUCAGUCUGCUGUGCGAGAGGGUGCUAGCCCUGCGCCCCGAACUCUUCUUGGGAGACUUCGGCCUCGGUCUCUUGAAGUCAGCAGCGCUCCGCUGCCCCGGGCGUCCUCUGUUCACGCGAUAUUUGGUGCAGUGUGUGAGAACCGCUUUACGACUCAACCCCUCUUAUAUGGAGGGGAGGGAAAGCGUCUUUCAUGAGACGGACGCCCUGGGAGACACAUUGGUGACGGCCUGCGCGCGCGCCGGCGACAAAUACGCCGACGUACUCAACGAGAUUGUGUGCGAUGCUCCCCCCCUCUUCAGACAAGGACACGCCAACACUGAAGGAUACACGGCGCUCCACGUGGCGUGCAAACUCCACAGCAAGGAGAACCCGCAUCUGCGCACCGUGCACGUUCUACUAGAACACGGGAAGGCGGACUUAUGGGCCGGGGACGUGAAAGGAGGAGACACGGCAUUGCACCUAGCUGUCAACUCUUCAACCUGUGAGCUGCAUCUCAUCAUGACGCUGUUCAGACAUGUUGAGCGAGCUAAAUGGAAGCAACUGGCCCACGUGCCUAACAGAAGUUCUGUGACGCCCAUCGAAUACGCGCGAUCGCAGUCCAAGUCUAUCAGCCGGCCCUACCCACCCGAAGUGCUUGAUUUCCUCAAGAAAUGCCGCUGAACACACAUACAUACAUUGUACAGUCAUACAAACAUCCCGAAAGGGUAACACAUUGGUAUUGAAAAUAUUGGAUCACGCUAAGUUUUCAUGGCAAAGAAUCAAAAUCAUUUACCGUGUAUGCUUACUACCUAUGCAAAUUUAGUGUGGACAGAUUCCUCGUCAGACCUCCAAAAUAUGGUCAAUGGACCCUUAUUUUUGGAAAAUGGGAGAGGCUAAGGCUUGAGGGUCCAAAAGUGACAAUCGUACUAAUACCAAAUGAGAACUUUAGUACGAAGCAAAGAGGAUCGAGUGUUAUAGAGAGUUACUGUCAAGAGUAAAAUGUGUAAUCACAGUGCAUAGACUGCCAUCUCUCGACACAAGCUUUUCGACUUUUGA
Leguminivora glycinivorella is the source of this 2634-nucleotide messenger RNA. RefSeq lists its product as uncharacterized. The transcript is spliced from 9 exons. The record is from RefSeq and is a predicted model, not a curated record. Bases 223 to 2259 code for a protein of 678 amino acids. Gene Ontology annotation, molecular function: protein binding. Lineage: Eukaryota; Metazoa; Arthropoda; Insecta; Lepidoptera; Tortricidae.